ACUCUGAGCAGAGACAGACUGAGAGGAAACAGAAGACAGAGACCAUGACUGAGUCUGUGCUCAGGUUUGGUUUGUUGAAGUGUCGUUCUUCAGUGUUUGUUGCUGUAUCUUCAGUUUGGUGAUGGAGCCUCAACGGCAGCUCUACAAAAGACUGGACAUCCCGGAUCAUGUGCAUUACAUCAUCGCCUUCCUCAUCCUCAUCAUCGGCACUUUAGGAGUCACGGGCAACGCUUUGGUCAUGUUCGCCUUCUACAGUAAUAAAAAGUUGCGGAGCCUGCCAAAUUAUUUCAUAGUGAACCUGGCGGUCAGUGAUUUCCUCAUGGCCAUCACACAAUCUCCAAUGUUCUUCAUCAACUGCCUGUUUAAGGAGUGGAUGUUUGGGGAACUGGGAUGUAAAAUAUAUGCAUUCUGUGGCGCGCUGUUUGGCAUCACCUCGAUGAUAAACCUGUUGGCCAUCUCUAUCGAUCGAUACGUGGUCAUCACCAAACCGCUGCAGACCAUCCAGUGGAACUCCAAGCGCAGAACCUCUCUGGCCAUCCUCUGCAUCUGGAUCUACUCACUGGCCUGGAGUCUGGCACCUCUGAUUGGCUGGAGUUCCUACAUCCCUGAAGGUCUGAUGACAUCCUGCACGUGGGACUACGCCUCUCCGUCUCCAGCCAACAAGAGUUACACCAUGAUGCUGUGCUGUUUUGUCUUCUUCAUCCCUCUGGCCAUCAUCCUCUACUGUUACCUGUUCAUGUUCCUCUCCGUACGAAAGGCCAGCAGAGAUCUAAAGCGGCUAAGCUCUCAGAAGUCCAGCUUUGUGAAGCAGCAGUCCAUGAGGAGUGAAUGGAAACUGGCCAAAAUAGCGGCUGUGGUCAUAGUGGUGUAUGUGCUCUCCUGGUCUCCCUACGCGUGCGUCACCCUCAUCGCCUGGGCAGGGCAUGCAAACAUCCUCACACCCUACUCUAAAACACUGCCGGCGGUCAUUGCCAAAUCAUCUGCUAUCUACAACCCUUUCAUAUAUGCCAUAGUUCACACCAAAUACAGAGCCACAUUAGCUGAGAAGGUCCCAGGUUUGUCCUGCCUGUCUCGCGUUCAGAAGGACUGUCUCAACUCCUCCACCAAUAGCGACGCCUCAUUCCAGGACAACAGUGUCAGCAGACAGUCAUCAGUCACCAAGAACAAACUCCACACAACCUUCACCAGCGGCUCCAGUGCUAUGAUUGCAGGUAAUGGGAGAAGUGGAGCUGGACCUGAUGGAGAACAGGCCUAACUUGUCUAAAGUGUCAUUUAGAGACUCUUCUAGACAGCGGAUCCUCAAAUGCUCCUCGCUGCUGAUA
Sinocyclocheilus grahami is the source of this 1322-nucleotide messenger RNA. RefSeq names its product melanopsin-A-like. Lineage: Eukaryota; Metazoa; Chordata; Actinopteri; Cypriniformes; Cyprinidae. Gene Ontology annotation, biological process: G protein-coupled receptor signaling pathway; visual perception. The record is from RefSeq and is a predicted model, not a curated record. The transcript has 8 exons. Gene Ontology annotation, cellular component: membrane. Gene Ontology annotation, molecular function: G protein-coupled receptor activity. The coding region runs from base 122 to 1255 and encodes 377 amino acids.